This is a messenger RNA of Phascolarctos cinereus (koala), 3414 nucleotides long. The record is from RefSeq and is a predicted model, not a curated record. Lineage: Eukaryota; Metazoa; Chordata; Mammalia; Diprotodontia; Phascolarctidae.
CCCUGGGCCAGGUGGUCAGGCCGGCUGAUAGACUCACACAAAGUGAACUGGCCGGCACAGACACUCCCCCACUUCCCCCAGGGGGAGGCGCGCACGCGCACUCGCGGAGGCCCUGCCCCCCUCCGUCACGUCUCUGCUCUCCGCUGGGGAGAGGCCCGGAGUGGCUGUGGCACGGAGACUGGUUUCUGGCGGCUGCUUGGAGGGGACCCUGCGGAGACUCGCCGCGGGAAGAAGCUCACCUGGGUGGGGAAGCCGGGAGCACUGGCCCCGGAUCCAGUGGUCGUGGCCAAUUCUUCCUGGAUUCCUGGGACGGAGAAAUGCUCCAGGAACAGCAGGCAUAUGUUGUUUCAGGCGGUGACAUUCCAGGAUGUGGCUGUGUACUUCACAAGGAAAGAAUGGAAACAUCUGGACUCUUUUCAAAGGCAUCUCUACAGGGAUGUGAUGCUGGAGAAUUAUGGGAACCUGCUGUCCCUGGGUUUUCCAGUUUCCAAACCUGAUCUAAUCUCUCAGCUGGAGCAACGGGAAGAGCUAUGGGUUCUAGAUUUACAGGGAACUGAGAAGAAAGAGACCUUAAGGGGCUCCUGCUCAGGUCCCAGAGUAUUAACUGAGGACAAGCAUUUAUAUGAUCAAGUGGACACUUCAGAAGAUACAGACUCACAUAGAGCAACUUCGGAAAUAUUCUUAAAGAAUGGUGCUGAGGACCCUGGUUUUAGAAGAGCUUAUGAAUAUGAAGGAAAAGUAAAGACUCAUCAGAGAAACCCCAAAAAAGUGAUUUUGAAGAAAUCCCCUUCCCAAAAGAAACAUUCUAAGCAAAUGACAGCAACCCACAAGAAAAUUGCCACAGGAAAAAGAGACCAGGAAUGUAAUAAAUAUAGGAGAAAUCCUGUCAUACCCAAGAAAGAAAGUAAAGGAAAGAGACCCCAUAAGUAUGAUAUCCAUGCCAAAAGGUCCCCCCCAAAUCAAGUUUAUAUUGAACAUCAGAGAACUUAUGCUAGAGAAAAACCCUAUAAGUGUCAUGAAUGUGGGAAAAGGUUUAGAUGCAGUUCACUACUUGUCCAACAUCAGAGAACUCAUACUGGGGAAAAACCUUAUAAGUGUAAUGAAUGUGAGAAGGGCUUCACUUGCAGCUCGCUACUUAUUCAACAUCAGAGAAUCCAUACUGGAGAAAAACCCUUUGAAUGUAAUGAAUGUGGGAAAGCUUUCAGUCGGAGUUCAAACCUUAUUGGGCAUCAAAGAACCCAUACUGGAGAAAGACCCUACAAAUGUAGUGAAUGUGGAAAGGAUUUCAGUUGGAGCUCGCAGCUUAUUCAGCAUCAGAGAAUUCACACAGGAGAAAAACCCUAUGGAUGUCAAGAAUGUGGGAAAUCUUUCAGUCAGUGCUCAUCCCUUGUUCAACAUCAGAAAAUUCACACGGGAGAGAAACCAUAUAAGUGCAGUGAAUGUGGGAAAAGCUUCAAUCAGAGCUCAUUGCUUAUUUGACAUCACAGAACUCACACUGGGGAGAGACCAUAUAAAUGUCAGGAUUGUGGCAAAAGCUUCAAAUACAAUUCAGACUUUAUUCUCCAUCGGAGAAUUCAUACUGGAGAGAAACCUUUUGAAUGCAGUGAAUGUGGAAAAACUUUUGGGUUCAACUCUCACCUUAUUGAGCAUCAGAAAAUUCAUACAGGAGAGAAACCUUACAAAUGUAAUGAAUGUGGGAAAGAUUUCCGUCGGCGUUCACAACUUAUGUUACAUCAGAGAAUUCAUACUGGAGAAAAACCCUAUGGAUGUAAAGAAUGUGGCAGAGCUUUUAGUCAGAGCUCACAGCUUACAUUACAUCAACGAAUCCAUACUGGAGAGAAACCCCAUAAAUGUAGAGAAUGUGGCAAAGCCUUCAGUAGGAGCUCAACCCUUAUUAAACAUCAAAGAGUUCACACCGGGGAGAAGCCCUACAAAUGUAAUGAAUGUGGUAAAGCUUUCAGUCAGAGUUCACAUCUUAUUCUACACCAGAGAACUCAUACUGGUGAGAAACCUCAUAAAUGUCAUAUUUGUGGGAAAGCCUUCAGUCGAAGUUCACACCUUAGAGAACAUCAAAGAAUUCAUACUGGAGAGAAACCAUAUAAAUGUAAUAUAUGUGAGAAAUCCUUCAGUCAGAGUUCAAACUUUUUUCAACAUCAAUUAAUUCAUACUGGAGCGAAACCCUAUAGAUGUAAUAAAUGUGGGAAAGGAUUUAACCGUAGUUCACACCUAAAUGAACACCUGAGAAUUCACACUGGGGAGACAGCUCAUCAGUAUAAUGAAAAUGGGAAUGUCUUAGACAGUUCAGGCCUUUUAAAACAUCGAGUUAAUGGUGGAGAGAAACUUCAUGAAUGUAAUGAAUGUGGGAAAGCCUUCAGUUGGAGCUCACAUCUUAUCCUACAUCAGAGAAUUCAUACUGGAGAGAAACCCUAUGAGUGUCUUGAAUGUGGAAAAGUCUUUAGUCAGAGUUCUCAUCUUAUUUUACAUCAGCGAAUUCAUACCGGAGAAAAACCCCAUGAGUGUAAUGCCUGUGGGAAGGCUUUCAUUCAUAGCUCAAGCCUUAUUCAACAUCAAAGAGUUCAUACGGGACAGAGACCAUAUGAAUGCAAUGAAUGUGGAAAAGCUUUUAGUCGGAGCUCAACUCUCAUUCAACAUCAAAUAAUUCAUACUGGGGAGAAAAUAUAUGGAUGUAAUGAAUGUGGGAAAACCUUCACGUGGAGCUCAAACUUGAGGAAACACCAGAGAAUUCAUACCAGAUCAUAAGCUGGUAGAUAUAAUGGAAAAGGAAGAACACAGCAUAGAUAUUUAACAUAGUAAAGGCUAGUCAACUUAGUUAUAGGGUUUUUUUUUUGAGGAGGGCGCAGUAAGACAAAAGGGGGUAGGUCUUUGAGUACUAAGUACAGGUCCAGCUGUGGAUCAACAUCCCCCACUUGUCCACUUGAUUCAAGCCAAUCUACUUCAACUUCUUAGCACAAGGUCUGCUAAUUCCUACCUCUGUGCAUUUUUACUUAUCUUCGUGUUUUUUUAUGUCAUUGCCCUUCACCACUUUCAAGAUCUUUUUGAAAAUCCCCUCUCCAGGAAGCCUCCCACUUCCAACUCUAAUCAUAAAUCCAUGAUAGGCCGUUUUGUAUUUCUAUAUUAAUGUUGUGGUAUAUUAUUUUCUACUUAGUUUAUGCACUGGAAAGAGUAUGGGCUAAAAAUCAGGAGACCUGGACUUUAGCCCCAGCCUUGAUUCUACUAACUGUUUGACAUGAAGCAAAUAGUUUUUCCUCUGGAGCCUCAUUUUCUUGGUAAAUUGAGGGUAUUGGCCUCAUUUGUUUCUGUGUUUGAUAUUCUGUGAUUCCGUAUAUUGGUUUUUAUUUGCCUUCUAACUAAAUCAUGUGAGAUUUUUUUAAUCUCAAUUGUACUUUAAACUUA